This is a messenger RNA of Chiloscyllium plagiosum (whitespotted bambooshark), 937 nucleotides long. The record is from RefSeq and is a predicted model, not a curated record. Lineage: Eukaryota; Metazoa; Chordata; Chondrichthyes; Orectolobiformes; Hemiscylliidae.
UCUGCCAGGUGUCUCGGUGGUAACUCGGCGUCUACAGGAGUGAGGGGGUAACUCCCGUAGCCCCACGGUCGCUUCCACGUGCCUCGUUUUGGUAAAGUGUCCUGGUCUUUUACACCUCCAGACCCUCGGUACGCCACCUCCGCCCCGUCAAUCCCGGGGGUGGGGGGGGGGGUUGCUGGGCUGCCCCGACACAGAGAAGAGGCGUGUGCCGUCGCUGACCGGCGCGGAGACGAGGUGCCGAGGGGAGGGUCAGCUGGCCGGGACUCGCCCCGGGGGAACAUGUCGCUGGCGCAGCGGGUGCUGCUGACCUGGCUCUUCACCCUGCUCUUCCUCAUCAUCCUGGUGCUGAAGCUGGACGAGACGCUGGCCUGGAGCUGGUUCCUGGUCUUCAUCCCGCUCUGGAUCUUUGAUGCCGUCCUCCUGGUCAUGCUGGCCGUCAGGCUGGCAGGCCGCUGCAAGGCUGGCUACGACCGGCACAGCGGGCACGUGCGGCGCAAGGUGUGGUACCUGUGCGCCACCCUGCUCAAGCUGGCCUUCCUGCUGGCACUCUGCGCCCGCCUGGAGCGACUGGCCGCCCUGCGGCUCUCCUGGAUCCUCGCCCCUCUCUGGGUCUUGCUCUGCGGCGUGGUCGGUGACCUGGGCUACAGCACCUUUGCGGUCAGGGCGUGAGGGCCGGAUUGCUGCGCGGACCCAGCCUUCGGUGUAACCCUGAUGCGAUAAUCCUCGGAUCUCUACCCUUGAGGGAAGGAAACCCGAAUGAGUUUGCGAAGAUUUGCGUGGCCUUCCAAUCCGCUGUGGGCCAGCUUUAUUCCUCAAGAUGUGUGAUUUGGGGUUUGGGCUGGGUGGGGCGCAGUGAGCUGCCCAGUUCACACUCGCUUGGGCUGGCCGUUUUUAUUUCCCUGUAACUGAGAGAGAUAUUAAAGAUCUUCUGUCUGAA